Mollisia scopiformis is the source of this 1518-nucleotide messenger RNA. RefSeq names its product Zn-dependent exopeptidase. NCBI's taxonomy places the organism in Eukaryota, Fungi, Ascomycota, Leotiomycetes, Helotiales, Mollisiaceae. Gene Ontology annotation, biological process: proteolysis. The transcript is spliced from 3 exons. Gene Ontology annotation, molecular function: metalloexopeptidase activity; aminopeptidase activity. The coding region runs from base 1 to 1518 and encodes 505 amino acids. The record is from RefSeq and is a predicted model, not a curated record.
AUGGCUAUUAUGAAUCGUAUUCUACCUAUCCUCGCUCUUUCGUCGCUCGUGAGCGCUUCUGCAGUGCAGCAGCCUCUGCAGAAAAUACCCGAAGCCCAAGCUCUUAUCAACACCAAACCUCUCAUCACCUCGGAUGCCAUCCAAGAUCUCAUCACUUCGAAGAAUUUGAUGAAACGUGCGGAGGAGCUGUACAAAAUAGCAGAAUUGAGUUUGGACGAGUACAACCACCCUACAAGAGUUAUUGGAAGUCCAGGACACCUUGGUACUGUCGACUACAUCUACUCGACGAUUGCAGAGCUCGGUGACUACUAUGAGAUCUCCAACCAAACCUUCCCUGCCGUUAUGGGCAACAUUUUCGAAUACCGUCUCGUCCUUGGGAACCAUGUUCCCAAUUCGGCAUCUGCGAUGUCCUUGACUCCGCCAACCAAGAACAAGGAGCCAGUAUUUGGACCUCUUGUGCUUGUGGCGAACGAUGGAUGCGACGAAUCCGAUUAUCCGUCAAACAUCACCGGCUCGAUUGCAUUCAUAAGGAGAGGUACAUGUGCGUUUGGGGACAAGUCUGCCAAUGCUGGAAAGGCUGGAGCUAUUGCUGCUGUGGUGUAUAACAAUAUGAAAGGCAGCUUGUCAGGAACGUUGGGCGAGCCUUCGAAGUACCAUAUUGCGACCUUUGGUAUCUCAGAUCAGGAUGCACAGCCAUAUAUCAGGGAACUGCAAGCUGGAAAGAUUAUUAACUCUUCUGCGUAUAUCGAUUCGAUUGUCACGAAGACUGGUACCACCAACAUCAUCGCACAAACAAAAGGUGGUGAUCAAGAGAACUGCGUCAUGCUUGGAGGACAUAGUGAUAGUGUUGCUGAAGGACCCGGCAUCAACGAUGAUGGUACCGGAACCAUGACCUUACUUGAAGUUGCUACGCAAUUAGUCAAUUUCAAGGUUAACAACUGUGUCCGUUUCGCAUGGUGGGCUGGAGAGGAAGAAGGUCUGCUCGGAUCAGAUUACUACGUUUCUCAGCUCUCCGAGAAAGAGAACAUGAAAAUUCGUCUGUUCAUGGACUACGACAUGUUGGCUUCUCCUAACUUCGCGUACCAAGUCUAUGAUGCGAGAGACAACGUCAACCCAGUGGGUUCUGAAGAGCUCCGAGAUCUGUAUACUGCGUACUACGAGAAACAUGAGUUGAACUACACCUACAUUGCCUUCGAUGGACGAAGCGACUAUGAUGCAUUCAUCAAGAAUGGUAUCCCAGGUGGUGGCAUCGCCACGGGAGCAGAAGGCAUCAAGACCAAGGAAGAAGUCGAAAUGUUUGGUGGAACUGCAGGUCAGUGGUAUGACCCUUGCUACCAUCAGCUAUGCGACGACAUCAGCAACUUGAACUUUGAGGCGUGGGUGGUGAACACGAAGCUUGUUGCUCAUUCUGUUGCAACUUACGCCGAGUCUUUCAAGGGCUUCCCAAAGCGCACGAGUAUCAUGGCUAGUGCCCAGCAAGAGCGCUCCUUGUAUCAUGGACCUCAGCUCGUGAUGUAG